GCCGCCACCCCGCCCAGUUCCCUGUCCCCGGGUCCGGCCGUGUCUGUCCGACUCGCCUGCCCACGGCCGCCGCCACCGCCGCCAAAAUGUCUGCAGGGGGCUCCGCAGUGUCCGGUGCUGCUGUGGGCAGCAAUCGCCGACUCCAGCAGACACAGAACCAAGUGGACGAGGUGGUAGACAUCAUGAGGGUCAACGUGGACAAGGUGCUGGAGAGAGACCAGAAGCUGUCGGAGCUCGACGACCGGGCAGACGCGCUGCAGGCGGGGGCUUCCCAGUUCGAGACGAGCGCGGCCAAGCUCAAGAGGAAGUACUGGUGGAAGAACUGCAAGAUGUGGGCCAUCGGGAUCGCUGUCCUGAUCAUCAUCAUCGUCAUCAUCGUGGUGUGGUCUGUCUCAUCCUGAGGAGCCGCAGCCGCCCCGCGCCCCGCCUGCCCCCCACCACGUUCACCGCCCGUUUUCUAAAACAGUUGCUUCAGUUAACGUAAGGCUUCUAGGAAGUGCCUUGGUUGUCCGUCUGUCCGGACCAGACGUGUGGCCCCGGGGCCUGGCACAGCCGCGGGUGCCCCUCACCCCGGGACCGUCUCCCCAGACCCACGUGCCCACCCCCCCAUCCUGUCUCACCUCGUGCCUCGGAAAUGAUGCGCCCUGCCCGCGUCCCCAGGGCGUCCGACUCGGCUGCUCUUUCCCAUGGACUGGUCUGCCAGAACCGCGGCUGUGACCAAAGUUUCUACUUUGCCAAAAAGUUUAACUCCCAGUCAAGGGCUAUUUAGCUGGUUCCUGACAGAGAAGUUCCAAAAUUCUGUAUUUUAAUAAAAGGGCCUCCUGGUGCCUUUGGCCUCGGGGCAAGGGUGGGGGGUCGCCUGCCAUGGCCACUGUCCCCACUUGUUCUUGCCUGGCCAUCUCGUGCCUUCAUCCGAUGUCUGUGCCCAUGGGCCAGGCCAGCGGCUCCUUUGUGCCUGUCGCCCAUGUCCCAGGUGUGCCUGCCACGUUCUUGGUCGGGCGACUGCCCACAGCACAGAGCUGCCGGGGGCUGUCCCUGCCCCCGUCCCCCCACCCCCAUCCUCAGUGCCUUCCGGGUCAGUGCGUGGUGCCCGCCAGCCACUCCGCCCGCGAAUACCUCCUCAUGUCUGUGCCUUUCGCUAGGAACUCGUCCCUCAGAGGAA
Messenger RNA from Sorex fumeus (smoky shrew), 1162 nucleotides. It is a transcript of the gene VAMP3, whose product is annotated as vesicle associated membrane protein 3. The transcript has 5 exons. Gene Ontology annotation, biological process: vesicle fusion; SNARE complex assembly; vesicle-mediated transport. NCBI's taxonomy places the organism in Eukaryota, Metazoa, Chordata, Mammalia, Eulipotyphla, Soricidae. The record is from RefSeq and is a predicted model, not a curated record. The coding region runs from base 87 to 401 and encodes 104 amino acids. Gene Ontology annotation, molecular function: syntaxin-1 binding; SNAP receptor activity. Gene Ontology annotation, cellular component: SNARE complex; plasma membrane.